Messenger RNA from Sphaerodactylus townsendi, 4036 nucleotides. It is a transcript of the gene TPRN, whose product is annotated as taperin. Lineage: Eukaryota; Metazoa; Chordata; Lepidosauria; Squamata; Sphaerodactylidae. The transcript has 4 exons. The record is from RefSeq and is a predicted model, not a curated record. Bases 105 to 2384 code for a protein of 759 amino acids. Gene Ontology annotation, molecular function: phosphatase binding.
GGCACCGCCGCUGCUGCCGGUGCCUGAAGUCGAGAGGAGCGGCGGGUCAGAGCGGCGGCGCGGCACCGAGCAAGCGGGUGUCUGAGGGGGCUUUUGCCGUCACCAUGACGAGCCCUCCGGCCUGUGGAGCGGCCGCGCCGGGACUGCCGGCAUGGAAGCGGGCGCUGCUGGAGCGGAAGCGGGCCAAGCUGGCCGCCGGUGUGGAAUUCCACCGGGGCUUGGAGGCGGACGCGAAGCCGCCGUCGGAGGCAGGGAAGGAGGGCGAGGCGGCGAAGGAGCGGUUCGUGGUGGCCGAAAGCCUGGGCCCUCUGAGGGAGAACCCGUUCAUUCGGCUGGAGGGCGAGCAGCGGCGACGGCGGCGCAGGCGGUUCCUGCCGUCUCCUCCUCGGCCCACCUCAUCUUCUUCCUCCCCGGCGGCCGCCUCCGACCCUCCGGCCUUGGCGCAACUGCUGGAGCUGUACAGUUCCGUCCCGGGCAUCCGCACCAUCCGGGCUGACAACAUCCUCAUCAUCGAAUCCCGGGAGGCGGAAUCGGCCACGGCGGCUCCGGGACCGACCCAGAAAUCAGGAGACGGCCUCGACUGCCCGAAACUGGGGCGACCCACUUCCUCCUCCUCCGCUGCCGCCCCCCCGCCGCCCCCGAGCUCCCCCUGCAGCAAAGAUCCCUUCCGGGACCUGCUGUCACGUGCCGGGGCUGCUGUCACCGAGAUUCGAGCUGCUGAAGUGGUCAUCUAUGAGUCUGAGUCAUCGUCGCCGGCUUCCUCGUCCCGUGCCGGCAGUGGCGGUCCCGAGCCUGAAGCCGGCAGGGUCAGUCGGCUGCUGCAGAAAUUUGACCGGCGGCCCCGGGGCAGCGUGGGGCGAGGGCGGUGGAGGGCUGGCGAGGUCGCUCGGCUGCAGCCGGUGGUGCCAAACCCUCCUCAGGAAGGCACGCCUGCGCUGCUGGCUCUCACGGCCCGUCCUUGUUUUCCACGCGGCCACCCGACCGGAGGCUUUGUGCAGAAGACUGGCUCCAAUUCCUUCGUGGUGAACCCCCGUGCAUGCUGCCCUGUGUCAGAAAAUCCCACCCCUGCACUUAGUAACGGGCCUGUGGAGCCUGGGGUGGCUGCUACGCCCAUGCCAUCUGAGGGCGGAAACCGACAGGUGGGAGCUGCACCCAAGCCAGUGCCAUCGCCAAGCUCCGUUGCUGCCUUGCCGAAUCGAGCCAACUCGUGGAAGCCAAAGCUUGAGGGGGCUACUGAGACCCCGCAGCUCCCCGCCCAGCAGUCUAGUGCCAGUUUGGAUAGCAGUGCCACGGCCAACUCAGCCCGGCCCCCAGCGCUCCUUUGCUCUAACGGCUCCUUCGAGAUCCGCCCGGCCCCCAGGCCAGACCUGGCUGCCAUCCCUGCUCAUGAUCUCCAAGCGCAGGCCUUGGCCAGCCUGCGCCUUAACUCUCGAAACUCCUUUCUUUUUGUGCCCCACCAUAAAGGGGAAGCCUCCAGACCAUUGGAACCUACUGAAGUCCCCCCAAGUUUGCCAGGAGGGGUACUGCCAGCUACCCCAGAGAAGCAGGCAGAGACUUUGGUGCCUGUGACUUACAUCGAUGACGACCUGGUUGAACUGGAUUUUGGAGAUUUGGCCCCCUUGAAAGUCCUGAGUCCAAGGCUUGAGGGCUUUGAUGUGCUCCAAGAAGGUGAUUCCUCCAUUGGAGUGGAGGACCUGGCCGUGCCCGUGUACAGGCCCCACCCUGCUGAUUAUGCCACCUGUUCUGAGAAAAGUAGUAACACCUUUACCAUUGUGCCCAAAAGGAAGCCCCCUAAUGCUGCACUGGAGACCUUCAGCAGAGCUCAGCUGCCAGAGGAGGAGGAGGAGGAAGAGGAAGAAGAAAGCCGAGUGAAAGCUAGGAGUGAUGUGGCCCACCAAAAUUUGGGCCAGCUUCUCAAAAAGCGCUACCCCACUGUGAAUGAGAUUGAGGUGAUAGGGGGCUACCUCUCUUUGGAUAGGUCCUGCAUGAUCAAAUCAGGUUCUCGACGAAAAAAGAUGAAGAUCUCUUUCAAUGAAAGCAGCCUUCAAACUAUGUUUGAAUAUCCAUCAGAAAGCUCCUUAGUGGAGGCAGAGGAGAAUGGUGAUGAAGAAUAUGCAACAGAAGUGGAUGAGAAACCUGCCUUGAUCAUUCCUCGCCCAAACAGUAUCCAGAGCUCAAAUGCAGUAAACUCAGGUUUAUCAAGUUAUACCCCAAAACACUCAGUUGAAUUCAGCAAGUGGCAGGAGCAGCAAUAUGAGGAGAUACCUCCAAGCACAGGGGCCUUUCCACGGGAUGCUUCCCUUCCUGGCAACCAAGACAUGCUCACUCCAGCAGACAAAAGUAGCCUCUCUGACUUUGGUAGUGAACCUGCCCUGUACUUCUAACUGCUAGUCUGACUUGGUGCUGAACAGAGGCCACUCCAAAAUUCCUGGUCUCCUUCCCUACAGGUGCCUGCAGACGCACUUAAUGGGAGAACAAGGUGGGCAUUUAUAGCCAAGUUGCUGCCCCUUAUUGGGUUCCAAGAAGCCAUUUGGGGUGGGGCAGCUCUGUAUUUACACUGGAUUCUGGUGCACGACUUGUUCUGAGGCAGCCUACUUGUUAUACCUGUGGCCUUACCAGUUCCGCUCAAGACCAGUGGCUGAGUAAUGGAACGUGAAUCACCAUUUUUUGGAUGGUUCAAGAAGAAAUUGAACUGGAUUGUGACUGGACUGCUGAUUGCUGACAUGCUUUUCUUCUUGCUUGGCUGUGCUGUGCACUUUCAGCCAAGCAUGUUUGAACUGGCUUGACGGCUUGGGUACUAGAUCUAUGCAAACAAGGUGUAAAUUGAUAGAUGCCCUCUGGUGGAAAACACCAUCUUAGAAUUCACCUUAGAAUGCUCUGAAAGACUGAAGUUUGAAGAUUUUUCUAUUGUGCAAAUAAUGGACACUAACGUUGCCUGGCUGGUUUGGUUAAUUAACAAAGAAAAAAACUGUUCUUUAAUAGAAAAGUAAACUUGGAAAUAGUGUCCAGCAUUACAAGGACUGAUUGUGGAUGUACACCUUUAACAAGGACCAAUAUCUGAGUGUAUGUGAGCAUAAUUUCAAACAAGCCCCUGGCUAUUUCUUAUGCUCACUUUGUGCAAACUUUGCAAUCAUCUGAAACAUCCAAUUUCUGUCUGAGUGGAGCAUUGCCACAUGUGCACCUUUCCUCAGGCUGGUUGGAAACUGGAUAAUAGCUUAACUGAAUAACCAGGGCUGGAGGGGAACAGCUGUUCACAUAACCUCUGGCUAUUAGUGAUUAGCCACUUCAUGAACACUGUUAUCAAACACCACCUUAAGUACAUUUUCAUUAGUUGCAAAGCAGAAUUCUUAUCCAGUUCUCCUCUGAGAAGUCCGCAGCUCCUAGAUCUCAAGAUUUUGUCUCCAGAACAGCUGUUGGGUUAACCCAUCUCCAUGUUUGCAGGUGGAGAAACCUUAUUUCUUUCUUAUCCUUCCUGUCAGAAGUUGCAGUAAUGACCUUUCAUGGCCACACUCUUUAGAAGGAGCUGAUGUGGAAGCCUGAAGGUGUGUGCUGUAUUUGGAUAGCUUUUGCAGUAACUGUUCUACAUAGCAAUUUACUAUGACCAGGUUAAGGAAGUGAGAUUAAGUACUGUAAACUUGAUAAAUGGCAUUCUUUAGAAGAAUAGAAAAUUAUCCAUACUCCGGUGUGCGUGUAGAAACAUGGUUGAAAUUAAUGUGUGUAAAUGGAAAUGAUAAAUCCUUACAUCCAGCCCUACUCCAAAGGACCAAGGCUUCUACUCUGAAACUUACUUCUUUUUGUUUAGAAUGUCAAAUCAGAUUGAGCUUAUUUACUGUGAUGAAUUAUAAAAUGCUCUGUAUUUUGCACUUCAGAACAAUUCAUUGGAGGGAUUGGGAAUUCUAGAUCAUGCACUCAGCUGCCCAUUGUUGCUGGGUCUGGCUGGAGAGGCCAAACUACUAUAUUUGUCAUUCCCCUUCCCCCAGGAAUGGUAUCACUUUGUGCUUCCAAAGCUCAUUAAACUACACAAGUGAUUUCUUCA